Molecule: messenger RNA, 3299 nt
Organism: Paralichthys olivaceus (Japanese flounder)
Lineage: Eukaryota; Metazoa; Chordata; Actinopteri; Pleuronectiformes; Paralichthyidae
Source: RefSeq, a predicted model, not a curated record
UUAACCUGAGGGGUCGUCACAGGUCUGAGGUGAAAAAGUUUUUGGAGUCCCAUGGUGCCUCAGUAAACUCCGCCCAGUGACAGGCGUGGUUUGCUGCUCUCCUCCCUCCUCCCUCCUUCUGAGUAUUAACCGGCUGUCACAGCAGCGGCUGUAAUAACCACCACCUCCUCCUCCUCCUCCACCAUCACCAUCAGUCUGCUCUCCACUGCCCUGCACCUUUUCUCUGUAGCUACUGAUCCCGCAGACAUGGAGCUGGAGGGGCUGAUGUACCCGGCGCGCUCUCUUCCCUUCUAGCCGUGCGCUCCCGGCCCGUGGCGCUGCAAACCAGAGAGGAGGCGGAGGAGGAGGACGGUGAUUUUCUUCUGUGUCCUGCUGAGGCAUCGCUGUGCAGGAGAGAGAGAGAGGGAGAGAGAGGGAGGUGGGGGACAGUAGAGGACCCACACCGUCGUGACAGCAGAGGCCGUCUCAGGAUAUCGGGGCAACCGGAGAGCGGCUCCUCGCGUCCUCCUCCUCCUCCUCCUCCAUCAUGGCGAGCGACUCUCCGGCGCGGAGCCUGGACGAGAUCGACCUUUCCGCUUUGAGGGAUCCUGCUGGCAUCUUUGAGCUGGUUGAGCUGGUGGGAAAUGGCACCUAUGGGCAGGUGUACAAGGGACGCCAUGUUAAGACUGGGCAGCUGGCGGCCAUCAAGGUCAUGGAUGUCACCGGGGAUGAGGAAGAGGAGAUUAAAGCGGAAAUCAACAUGCUGAAGAAAUACAGUCACCAUCGGAACAUUGCCACCUACUAUGGAGCGUUCAUCAAGAAGAACCCUCCUGGCAUCGAUGACCAGCUUUGGCUGGUCAUGGAGUUCUGUGGAGCCGGAUCCGUGACGGACCUGAUCAAGAACACUAAGGGGAAUUCUCUGAAAGAGGAGUGGACCGCUUACAUCUGCAGAGAGAUUCUCAGGGGUCUGACUCAUCUCCACCAGCACAAGGUCAUCCACAGAGACAUCAAGGGGCAGAAUGUCCUGCUGACGGAGAACGCAGAGGUCAAACUGGUGGACUUUGGUGUUUCGGCCCAGCUGGACAGGACAGUAGGUCGGAGAAACACAUUUAUUGGGACCCCAUAUUGGAUGGCGCCGGAGGUCAUCGCUUGUGACGAGAACCCUGAGGCCACGUAUGACUUCAAGAGUGAUUUAUGGUCCCUGGGAAUCACGGCAAUCGAGAUGGCUGAGGGAGCACCACCGCUGUGCGACAUGCACCCAAUGAGAGCCCUCUUCCUCAUCCCACGCAACCCUGCGCCGAGACUCAAGUCAAAGAAGUGGUCAAAGAAGUUCCAGUCGUUCAUAGAGAGCUGUCUGGUGAAGAGCCACGGCCAGAGACCCAGCACAGAGCAGCUGCUCAAGCACCCGUUCAUCAGGGACCUGCCCAACGAGAGGCAGGUCCGCAUCCAGCUGAAGGACCACAUCGACCGCACCAAGAAGAAGAGGGGAGAGAGGGAUGAGACAGAGUACGAGUACAGUGGCAGUGAAGAGGAGGAUGAAGAGAGAGACAUGGGUGAACCAAGCUCCAUCAUCAACACCCCCGGGGAGUCCACCCUGAGGCGGGACUUCCUGCGCCUCCAGCUUGCCAACAAGGAGCGCUCGGAGGCGCAGCGGCGGCAGCAGCUGGAGCAGCAGCAAAACGAGGAGCACAAGCGCUUACUGUUGGCCGAGAGACAGAAACGCAUAGAGGAGCAGAAGGAGCAGAGGCGGCGGCUGGAGGAGCAGCAGCAGCGAGAACGCGAGCUGAGGAAACAGCACGAGAGGGAACAGAGGAGGCGCUACGAGGAAAUGGAGCAGCUCCGCAGAGAGGAGGAGAGGAGGCAUGCGGAGAGAGAACAGGAGUAUAUACGUAGACAGCUGGAAGAGGAGCAGAGGCAGUUAGAGAUUCUCCAGCAGCAGCUACUGCAGGAACAGGCGUUACUCAUGGAAUACAAGCGUAAGCAGAUAGAGGAGCAGCGGCAGGCGGAGCGGCUACAGAGGCAGCUCCAUCAGGAGCGAGCCUACCUGGUGUCUCUGCAGCAGCAGCAGCAGCAGGAGGGAAGGCAAGCAGAGAAGAAACAGCUUUACCACUACAAAGAUGUCAUCAAUCCUACAGACAAGCCUGCCUGGGCUAAAGAGGUCCAGAAGCAGAAGCAUGCUCAUGGUAACCCACCCCAGUCGCACCUACGACAUCACCAGUCAUUCAACCAACCAGUUUCAUCAUCUUAUUCUCAAGGCCAACCCAGAUCCCAAGCCCCUAGGCGAACCCAGUCCCACCUCUCCACCCACGUUCCCCAUAUCUGUAUUUCAUCUGACCCCAAUGAAUCCCCAGAACUGGCACUGAAGCAGGAGAUAAGUCAGCAGGUCAGGGAGCUGAGGGCUCAGGAAGUCAAUAGGAGGAGCCGCAGUCCAGGGAAGAACCAGAUACAGAACCAUGCUGCUGACCAAGGACCCAUUAAGGGCCCUACAAGGAACUAUUUACAUUCUAGUCCAGGGCCAAUGAGCCAGUCUCAUUCAGUGCACAAUCCUAGAGAAAGGGCUAUCUCUGCACCCAGUAAGGUAGGCAUCAUGGGGCAAUUGUCUCCAGACCAACACUUUAAGGCCCUUCCCCUUCAUCUUCAGGCGCAAGGACAGAUCCAGAUACUCCAGUCUGGAUCAAAACAUGUUUCCGACCCUGCUGUCAAACCGGUUAGUCACUUUACUCGUGCCCGGUCGCACUCACCCUGCCUUAGAGUAGAUGUAGAUAUAGAACCCAAUGAUCAAAAGUUCGAAGGGGGGAGGCUGGCUGUCAGCCUCACCAACAUCCACAACCUCAAUAUUCCCUCUGAGAACAAGUUCCCAGUUUUUUCCUCUGAUGAAUCCCUCUCUGAAUCCUGGCCUGAAAGCACUUUCUGCUCAUCCCCUCUCAGACAAAAUAACUCCCUCUCACCUGACUCCAACUGGGGCAAUCUCCUCGCCCCUGAUUACAGUCCCCGCUUUUCCCCUACAUCACCUAGAGACGGAGGAGCUAGGAAGAGAAGUAGCUCCUCUAUGUCUGACCUCUCUCCCUCAGAAGCGAGUUUCACACUGAAGCCGUCUAACCGGCAGGACAUUUAUCGAAAAUCCUCCGAACACAUAUCAGUCACCCCAACAAACUCCCGUGUCAGGCCUUUAUCCGCACAUUUUCCACAUCCCAUAGUUCAUUAAAACCUUUUUCCCUUCAUCUCUCUGUACAGCCUUUCCUUUGAAUUAUAGACCCUUCUUGAAAGCAAAUAUAAAUAAGAACAACCACAGACACACAUACACAUACACACACACACAC